CAACAAUGAUCUACUUGAAAUCGCUUUUGAACGUCAUCGACAACUCCGGAGCCCAAGUUGUGGAAUGUAUUAAAGUGUUGCGUCACGGGCCAUUGAAUUUUGCCAAGGUCGGAGAUGAAAUAACAGUAGUAGUCAAGAAGGCCAGACCCUUACAAGCAGAAAUCACCGGCCAAUCAGCCAACAACAGAGUGAAAAGAAGAGAUAUUUGUCGUGCCAUAGUGGUAAGAACCAAAGCUCCAUUCAGAAGACCCGACGGUUCUGUAGUCAGAUUUGAUGAUAAUGCAUGUGUCUUGGUCAACAAGAGUGGUGAGCCUUUGGGAACAAGAAUCUCGUCUGUUGUAGCCAAGGAGUUAAGAGACUUGCAGUACAACAAGAUCGUGUCGUUGGCUCCAAAGACGUUUUAGAGACUUGGAUAUGAUAGCCCCACUACGAACUUCAUUUCUUGUAUAUACAUUUUAAUAUAUGAAACAUUAAUGUCA
This is a messenger RNA of Scheffersomyces stipitis CBS 6054, 479 nucleotides long. RefSeq names its product mitochondrial 54S ribosomal protein uL14m. The coding region runs from base 6 to 404 and encodes 132 amino acids. Gene Ontology annotation, cellular component: ribosome; mitochondrial large ribosomal subunit. The record is from RefSeq and is a predicted model, not a curated record. The transcript has a single exon. Lineage: Eukaryota; Fungi; Ascomycota; Pichiomycetes; Serinales; Debaryomycetaceae. Gene Ontology annotation, molecular function: structural constituent of ribosome; large ribosomal subunit rRNA binding. Gene Ontology annotation, biological process: translation.